GGACACAUGCAACUAGCCCAUUCUUUCCCCUUUGUAGCAGUCACUGUCUCCUUAUUUCUCUCUGUCCCUGUGUCCCUCCCUCCAUCACCUGGAGGCAGGAUGAGCCACAAGCCAGAAUCCCCAAUGGGGAGGCUGCUGAGCUCUCCUAGCCUGGAGAUAUCUGUGGCCUGCUAGGAUGCAGACAGGGCUUCUCCUGACCACUGUCAGGGUGGAUCUGUUCAGGCCUGAGGCAGUUGAUGGAGCUCUGCCUGGCUCUCAGUCCUUCCUCCUUCUUCACUGCACCAAAUGGGGUAUUUCCUAGAGCAGGUCAAGGCUUUGGCCCAUCCCUGUGUGCACUCACCCCUUCUCUUCCACCUCUUUCUUCAGGGGAGAGCUUGUGUGCCUGCCACCAGAGCCUGAUGUCUGCAGGGCUUGGGGGGUGUAGGGAGGAGGUGAGGUUGUGCUUGAUUCCUGCCCAGUAUGUCCUUUGUGGUCGUUUUACAGUUCAGGGCAGACAGACACUGACCCCAGUCUCGUGAGAUGGGGCCCCACGUAGGGCAAAUGUCCAGGGGCUGCCUAAAAUUCAGGCCUCUAGGGAGCGAGAUUAGGGCGGGAAUAUCUAACGGCUGCCUUUUUCCCUCUUGCUGCCCCAUCCUAUCCGGGCCACGGCUGCAUUUCCCCUUUGUGUUUUGUUCCGCACGCACAGCGCAUCUGGGAGGUUCCUUUGGUCACUGUUUUCUUUUUUUUAGGCUCUGCUUGUUUCAUGCACCGUCACAGAAGGAGCUGAAGUCACUGAUAAAGGGUGGGCACAGCAUGGCUCAUGGCUGCUACAAGAAACGAGGAGCUGGAUUGCAGAGGGCAGUUUAUUGGUCCUUCCAGGUUCCCAGGCCCCGGUGCUGCUGUGACUGAGUGCUAAAAGUCACCCAUGUGGUGUCCAAGGCUGAGUGCGCAAUACUGGGUUCUGCGGGGCUCCAGGCUUGGCAGAAGAAGGCUGGACUCCUGGCUCCACUGUUCUAUGAGGGCCCCAAACACGGGUGGGAAUCCGUCUCACCUGCAGCCCCAGGAAGUGCAGCCCGGGGUUCCACUGGCAGAGGUGUUGUCUUUGGUCUGGGGUGCUGACUCAGCUGAGCUGGGUCAGUUCCCUGCCUGACCGCACUGGUGACAGCAUCCCCAACAGGGCCCCUUCCCCCUUGAGGCUGGACCAGCGCAGCCUUCUGUGAUUAAGGGGUCAGGGCUAACUCAGCAGCUUGGGGCCUGACUUGCAGCUCCUGUCUGCUACCCCACCGAGCUUGUGUGUCACCCAAGCUCAUCACCACUCCUUGAAAGUGCCUGGAUCUCUUGCCUCCCAGUCCUGCUCCUGUUGUUGUUCCUGUGUAGGCUGUCCUCCCUCCUUCCAAGUUCAGCCCAAAUGCUCUCGCUUCCCUGAGCCCAUCCCUGACUUCCCCAUGGGAGGGAUUUCCUUCCCCCUCAGUGACCUCAGCCCUUUUUGUCCUUAUGACCUGCCUAGUGGGGCCAUGGUUCCUGCCUGAGCCUGUCUCCUGUGUGGCCCACAGUUUCUUGAGGGUGGAGACUGCUUUCUCCAGUUCUGAAUCCUACACUGGCCCCUGUUUCCCUGCCUUAUCUCCUACUGUGGGCUCUCACAAUGUGUUGGUUUAAACGGGAUUGAAUGCAAACCAGCUCAAAUGGCAGGAGCUGCUGUUUCCUUGUAUCUGGGGUAGGAGGGUGGGGGGUAGUGGCUCUGACUCUGUCGUUGACCUGCUCCCUGCUCCAUGCACAGCAGAGGAGGCUCCCCUUACUCCUUGCUGGGCACAGUGAGUGUAUUUGGGUGGAGGACAGGGGCCUUUUAGAGCAGCUCUAGCCUGGUAUUUGAGAAAAAGUGCUAACACCAGGCAAAAUGUAAACAUUGAAAUUUGGCAACAGCUUCACCCCUAGGGUUCUGAGGCAGUGAGAAGCAAGCUAAAAGGGACAAGGGGCUGAGUCAGAGGGGCAAUUAAUUGAAUCUUAGAGGGAAGAUGAUGAUUGAUCCAAGAUCAGGCUUUCAUGAAGGAGUUUCAGGCAAUGUUUGUGGGAACCGGGCCCCCCUUGAUGUCAAACUGCAAGAGCGGGGACCCUACUUCACCCACACUAAAGCCUCUUGGCCCCAAAGCCAGAUUUCCUGCCCCUUACCGGCCACAGGUCCUGCUGCCCCGUGGUCAGAAGCCUGAGCCUGCUUCCUGCCUCUUUCCAGGCCUGGCCGGUUGUGGUGAUGAGAGCCAGAGGGCCUUGCCCCAUAUGACAGUUGGGGAAAUCCCUGCUGCAUCAGUCACGGGUGCCACAUCCCUGUCAGCAACAUUUCCUGCUCCCUCCCAGUCCUGUCUUGCCAGCGGGAACAGGUAUGCAAUUCCUGAGUGACAAGAGACAGGCAUGGCUGCCCCAGCCUUGCUCCACCCCCUUCACAGCUGCAGCCUGGGUGAGGAGGGGGGCAGAGUCUUCCCCAUGGUCUGGCCUGUUGGCAGGUGGCCCAGGUGGUCCAGGAGAAUCAACUGGGAUGAUAAAGCCAAUAUGAAUUAAUAGCUGUUACUGUUUCUUGAGUCCUUUCUGUGCUCUCGGCCUUGUUCAAGUCCUUUCUGUGUGUUUUCUCAAGUAAUUCUGCAAGGUGGAUUUAUUAUGCACAUUUCACAGGUAGGAAACGGGAGGAAUGACUGGCUCAAGGUCAUAUAGCCAGAAAGGGGUGAGGCUGUCUGGCCCCAAGGUCUGAAGUGCAUAAUAUCUGGUUGUAAGCUUUGAGUGGGGGACUUCCUUUGUCUUUGGAAAGGUCUGAUCCCAGACUUUGACGGACAGAUACCAAGUCUCGGGCUGGCCACCUUUGGAUCAACCAGGCCAUUGCUUGGCUGUGGCCUUUCCUCCCAGAGCUCAGGGCAGAGCACUUGACCAUUCAUUAGGCUCUCUCACCAGCAUGAUCUCUUUGACUCUUCACAGCAUCCAUGGGAAGUAGGUAUUAUAAUUCCCAUUUCUCAGCUGGGGAAACCGAGGCUCAUGAUACAUCAAAUACAAGAGAGAAAAGAGUUGGGUCCAGAACUUCAGCCUUGGCACCUGCUGCCUCCCCUGCCUUCUUCCAGGUUGGGCUGCUGUGUGGGUGUGGGGGUGACUCAGGCAGGGCAUGUGGGUGGGCGGGCGCUGCAGCUAUGGCUGGUGGGUGUGGCCUGCUUGGCGCCUAGGGCAGGUGGCCCAGCCAGUUCUGCCUCCGACGCCUCAUUUCAGCCAUCUCCCUGCCUAUGAUGAGAGCCUCCCGCCGCCUCAGCCAUAGUCCCUCUGGGGGUCCUUGGGCCUGGGACAUGCGGUGAUCUCAGAGCAAGGGCAGCCACCACCACCCGGACCUUACCAGUCAUGAAUGUCCACACUAAGGAGAUGGUGCCCCUCAUGGGCAGAAGAGCUGCUGUCCCCAGUGGGAACCCUGCCAUCCUGCAGGAGAAGAGGUCAGCAGAGAUUACGCCAACCAAGAAGAGUGCACACUUCUUCCUGGAGAUAGAAGGGUUUGAUCCCAACCCCACAGUCUCCAAGACCUCUCCCCCCGUCUUCUCCAAGCCUAUGGACUCCAACAUCCGGCAGUGCCUCUCUGGCAACUGUGAUGACAUGGACUCUCCGCAGUCCCCUCAGGACGACGUGACAGAGACGCCGUCCAAUCCUAACAGUCCCAGUGCAAACCUGGCCAAGGAAGAGCAGAGGCGAAAAAAGAGGCGGCUGAAGAAGCGCAUCUUUGCAGCCGUGUCAGAGGGCAGCGUGGAGGAGCUGCUGGAGCUGCUGGUGGAGUUGCAGGAGCUUUGCAAGCGACGUCGUGGCCUGGAAGUGGCUGACUUCCUUAUGCACAAGCUGACGGCCUCUGACACGGGGAAGACCUGCCUGAUGAAGGCCUUGUUAAACAUCAACCCCAACACCAAGGAGAUCGUGCGGAUCCUGCUGGCUUUUGCUGAAGAGAACGACAUCCUGGACAGGUUCAUCAACGCUGCAUACACAGAGGAGGCCUACGAAGGGCAGACGGCACUGAACAUCGCCAUUGAGCGGAGGCAGGGAGACGUCACUGCGUUGCUCAUCGCUGCUGGCGCCGACGUCAAUGCCCACGCCAGCGGGGUCUUCUUCAACCCCAAGUACCAGCACGAGGGCUUCUACUUUGGCGAGACACCGCUGGCCCUGGCAGCAUGUACCAACCAGCCCGAGAUUGUGCAGUUGCUGAUGGGGAACGAGCAGACAGACAUCACCUCGCAGGACUCGCGGGGAAAUAACAUCCUACACGCGCUGGUGACAGUGGCUGAGGACUUCAAGACGCAGAAUGACUUUGUGAAGCGCAUGUAUGACAUGAUCCUGCUGAGGAGCGGCACCUGGGAGCUGGAGACCAUGUGCAACAAUGAUGGCCUCACGCCGCUGCAGCUGGCUGCCAAGAUGGGCAAGGCCGAGAUCUUGAAGUACAUCCUCAGCCGUGAGAUCAAGGAGAAGCCACUCCGGAGCCUGUCCAGGAAGUUUACUGACUGGGCGUAUGGGCCUGUGUCAUCCUCCCUCUAUGACCUCACCAACGUGGACACUACAACAGACAACUCAGUGCUGGAAAUCAUCGUCUACAACACCAACAUUGAUAACCGGCAUGAGAUGCUGACCCUGGAGCCCCUGCACACGCUGCUGCAUAUGAAGUGGAAGAAGUUUGCCAAGUACAUGUUCUUCUUGUCCUUCUGCUUUUAUUUCUUCUACAACAUCACCUUGACUCUCGUUUCCUACUACCGCCCCCGGGAGGAGGAGGCCCUCCCACACCCCUUGGCCCUGACACACAAGAUGGGGUGGCUACAGCUCUUGGGAAGGAUGUUCGUGCUCAUCUGGGCCACGUGCAUUUCUGUGAAAGAGGGCAUGGCGAUCUUCCUGCUGAGACCCUCAGAUCUGCAGUCCAUUCUCUCUGAUGCCUGGUUUCACUUUGUCUUUUUUGUCCAAGCUGUGCUUGUGAUACUGUCUGUCUUCUUGUACUUGUUUGCCUACAAAGAGUACCUCGCCUGCCUUGUGCUGGCCAUGGCCCUGGGCUGGGCCAACAUGCUCUACUACACGCGGGGAUUCCAGUCCAUGGGCAUGUACAGCGUCAUGAUCCAGAAGGUCAUUUUGCAUGAUGUUCUGAAGUUCUUGUUUGUAUAUAUUGUGUUCUUACUUGGAUUUGGAGUAGCCCUGGCUUCAUUGAUCGAGAAGUGUUCCAGUGACAACAAGGACUGUAGCUCCUAUGGCAGCUUCAGCGAUUCGGUGCUGGAACUCUUUAAGCUCACUAUAGGCCUGGGCGACCUGAACAUACAACAGAACUCCAAGUACCCCAUCCUCUUUCUGUUCCUGCUCAUCACCUACGUCAUCCUCACCUUCGUCCUCCUCCUCAACAUGCUCAUCGCCCUGAUGGGAGAGACCGUGGAGAACGUCUCCAAGGAGAGUGAGCGCAUCUGGCGUCUACAGAGAGCCAGGACGAUUCUGGAGUUUGAGAAAAUGUUACCAGAAUGGCUGAGAAGCAGGUUCCGGAUGGGAGAGCUGUGUAAGGUAGCGGAGGAAGAUUUCCGGCUGUGUCUGCGGAUCAAUGAGGUGAAGUGGACUGAAUGGAAAACGCAUGUCUCCUUCCUCAAUGAAGAUCCAGGGCCUGUAAGACGGACAGAUUUCAACAAAAUCCAAGAUUCUUCCAGGAGCAACAGCAAAACCACCCUGAAUGCCUUUGAUGAAAUAGAUGAAUUUCCGGAAACUUCGGUGUAGGAGCAGAAUGCAGAGCUGGUGUGGGCAUGGGCCGUCUGAGGCUGCUGGCUGGCCCUGGACUUGGUGCUGAGGGCUUUGCAGAGUGGAGGAGGCUGGCUCUGUGUGCCUACAAGCAGAAAGCACCCUCACGCUGAGCUGCUGACUGAACUGAGAGAGGCUGCUGUCAGUCUGAGUGGGAAACACCCUGGAUUUUUUUUUCACUUAGCAAAGAGUUUGUGUAAAUCCAUGGUGGGCGGUCCUGAGCCUGGGAGUGAAAUCCAGGGUGAAGUCUCUGGGCUCACCAACUGGAGGUCAUCUUGGCUGGGAGAGAAGCAUGGCAGGGAAGGGACAGAGGCCUGAGGAGCAGAACUUUCUUCCUGCCAACAUCUCCUUGACGCCCCCCCCACCCGCCUCCCCCUCCCCCUCCCCCGGCCCCAAUCCCAGCCCACACAUUCCACCGGCUCCCUUACUGUGACUGGGCUCCAGAAUUGAAGGGAUUCUUGAUCCCAUCCCAGCACAAACAGGGGACUGAACUCAGUGGGACAUCCUGGGGGAGGAGGGGACUGAGCUCUGGAAACGCCUUUUUGGACCCUUCAGGGAACAGGAAACUACUCUUGGAAUGAGAGCCUUGGCACGUCAAGGCUUGAACUGUCUCACACUGAGAGACACUUUUAGUAAUUAACACAGGGUUUUUAUUUUCAACAGAGAAAAGACAUUUCAGUUUUGAAAAUUACUUCAGAUGAAGUAUGUGGUUUUAAAAUAGAUUUUGGGAUUUGGGGCAGAUAUAAGUAUUAUAUACUUGGCCUCAGGGUGGCCAGAGCAGGGACAAAAGGCUUUUCUUCACACACACAAAAGUCCACAUGAGACAUGCCAGGCAGGGCCCGUGUGGGCUGCUGCGACCUGGGGGAAGAGUUGGCCCUUGUCCUUGUCCUGGCCCUGCAGUCACGCAUGCCUCCCAGCUGGGAUCGUGGCUUCAUCUGAAACAGAAAUAGCAGCUGUUCUGUUUAUACGGUCUUAAAUCUCAGAGGUUACUAUUAUACAACAGUAGUUCUCGUUGGAGGAAUUUAACAAAAUACCUGAAAUGCUCUGGCAUUUAAUAUGUUUGUUAACUGUGAAUUUUGAGGCUGAGGAGAAGGAGGGUGAGAAAGGAGUGUUUGCCAAGGCACAGGGCUUGUAUUUAGAGCCUCGUCCUCCAAUUUCCUCCCCCAGAAAUUACACACAGUCAGUCUGGGGCAGAGGUGCAGUGGAGACAGAAGACUUGUUCCCGAUCCCUGGAGCCUAGACAGCCAGAAAAUCUACUCUGCCUUAUGUGUCUGGUAAAAGGAUUCAUGUGGGAAUCUUGGAGGGUGGACUUACAAUGAUAUUCAUCAUGAAUUUUUAAUUUUAAAGGGCCUAAAAAUAAAUUUGGCUUUUAGACAACUUAGCAGUUGGCUAGUGGAUCUGAGCUGAGGUAAACCGAGGAGUGCAGGCCGAGCAGUCCACUCUGGGUACGUUUCUCCACUUGGGGCUGCUCUGCGUGGCAACUACCCUGGGUGAGUGGACACUUGGCCUUUGUGUCCCUGAUGGGCCAGGGCUGAGAGAGGAGGUCAAGGGCGAGCCUGAGACCUGCAAAGUCUGCGGCAGCCCCUGUAUUCCCAGCAGAUGCCAACCAGGGCUCUAAGCCACGCUCGGGUCAAGUUCCUGUGUGGGCAGGGGUAGCAGGCACUUGACAUGUCCUCUGGAAAGGGGAGACUGGGGGAGGAGGGUUGUCACAGAGGUAGGUGGAGCACAUGUGUUCCAGAUGGGCAGAACCAGUGCCAAAGGUUGGAAAUUUCAAGGACAAAGAUUUUGGUUCCAUUCAUCCAGCAACCACUCCAGGUAUUUGAGAUGUUUACGCAGAACUUUUUAGAGAUGUUGUUAAAGAUCACGGUCAGAUGGACUUCGAGGUCCUUUUAGCCUGGAGAUCAGCAUCCUAUAUCUGGAGUUCCCUACUUGCAUACAUCCAGAACAGGUGCCCUGAUCUGAAGUACAGCCAUUUGGAUCCAUGGUGCCAUGGUCUGGUCAUUCCAAAAUUGUUUUUGUUUGGAUAUGAAUGGACAGAGCCACAUGGCUCUCCAUUUCCCACUUGAACAAAACCUGGGAAGUGAGGCAAAUGGAAAUCAGUAAUGGGAUCUUGGUCUUCUCACACAUAUGGAGAGCUGUUUUCUGUGGGUCUGAAUGGAAUUUGUUGGCAGGACCAUUUUCUGUCCUGGAUAUUCAUCCCUUAAAAAGCUUUCAGCCUAGAUCAUCUGAGCCUCGGUAGGUUUACCAAAGCAAAAGGAAGCAAUGAGUCAGAGAUCAUUGAUUUAAAAAGAUCAGUUCGCCUAUUUUACACCUGGAAACUACACCCCGGAAAGGAAAGUGGAUUUGUUUAAAGCCAGGCAGGAAGUCAUACCAGAGCUGUUGGAGCUGGAGUUUCUGACUCCUGGUCUCCCCCAGCUCCGUUUUUUUUUUUUUUUUUUUUUAGCACAGUUAUUCAGUAAACUUGAGUCUGCCUUUGUGGUUGCCACAUAUGUUAUGUCAGGGAGGGCUAGGGCUUUUUACUCAGAUGAUUCAUGAUGGCAGUCUGCAUUGUCCAAUGAUCCCUAUGACAGAUUUAAAACUCAAGUGUGCACAUAGGUGUGUCCAAACCACACACACACACACACACACACACACACCGUGCCACAUUGAAUCCAUGGGCAUAUAAGGACAUCUUAAAACUUCAUGAUUUACAUUUCAGUAAUUUAAGGGGUAGGCAUUUCCCAGGCAUGGAAUCUCCCAUGCUUGGAUAAUGGUUUUGCCUAGAAAUUUUCCUUGAGCUAAACUGCCUCAGGAGGAAUCUAUUAUUCUAGACAUCACGUGACGUAUCUGUUUGGAAUGAAAAUGGUGCUUACCUUCCUCUCUGGGUUGUAGCAGAAGGUAUGAGGUUGUACUGUGAAGUAAUUAAGCUCUUAGAAGGCCCCUGCCUGAGAGAGCCCAGUAUUAUUGAAGUUCCUUUCCUUCCUCAAAGCCUGGUGAACUGUGGCCUUUUGCUCUGGGCGGGGCCCAGGUCGAUGGGCCUUCAUCCGGGCCUGUAAGCCAUACUUGAUUUUUGCAUUGAUUUACAUGUUUAUACUGUGAUCUUGGUCCCAAACAUAGGAUUGUCACCUUGUUCUCACUGAAUGUGCCUGAUCCUUGUAAAUUUUAAUUCACAUACUUGAUUUUAGUGUUAUGUGUGUAACUCUGUGUUAAAUUAAGAAGUCAUAGAGAACAUUUUAGUGCCAAUGAAGAAAUGCUUUUACGAUUUCUAAUAAAUAUUUAUUUUGCCUU
This is a messenger RNA of Acinonyx jubatus (cheetah), 9006 nucleotides long. RefSeq names its product transient receptor potential cation channel subfamily V member 3 (gene TRPV3). The coding region runs from base 3346 to 5718 and encodes 790 amino acids. Lineage: Eukaryota; Metazoa; Chordata; Mammalia; Carnivora; Felidae. Gene Ontology annotation, biological process: calcium ion import across plasma membrane. The transcript has 18 exons. Gene Ontology annotation, molecular function: calcium channel activity; protein binding. The record is from RefSeq and is a predicted model, not a curated record. Gene Ontology annotation, cellular component: membrane.